CCAGGGCCUCAUCUUUCUUCAUAACAAAGAAAGUGGCAGAAUUGUGCAGUAGAGACGAUUACUUUUGUCUCCUUUUCAAAUGGAUUGAUACAGGCCGACUCAGAUUAAGUCUGAGGCUGGUAACAUCAACAGUGAGGACAAACCCAGCCUGCCUCUCUCCUUCCACACUGAGUCCAAACCUAAAACCUACAGUCACUGGGUCCUAAUUGUGACAGUGAGCCCAGUUUGCACUGCAGGAUCCAGAGAUGGCAUCAGUGAAGUUGGAAGACUGCAAUCAAACACUGGAGCUGAAUGUCAACAUUAAAGAUGAAGAAGAGAAGAUUGGGAAAUCUGUUUCUCAUGGUCACGUUGAGACAUCCUCUACAUCCAGAGAGCAGAAGCAGGAAGAUCACAGAGCUAAGAGGUUUCACCACUGCCCACAUUGUGAGGAGAUUUUCCCAUAUCUAUCAAAGCUAAAAAUACACCUAAAAACACACACAGGAGAAAAUCUAUAUUCCUGUACUGACUGUGGGAAAAGAUUCACAACAUCACAUUCUCUGACAGUUCAUCAGAGAGUGCACACAGGUGAGAAGCCUUACUCCUGCUCUGCCUGUGGGGGGAGAUUCUCUCGACGGAGCCACUUAAAGAGACACCAACAUAUACACACAGGAGAGAAGCCUUACCCUUGCUCUGACUGUGGAAAAUGCUUCGCAACAUCAUCUGACCUAACAGUUCACCAGAGAACACACACAGGAGAGAAGCCUUUUUCCUGCUCUGACUGUGGGGGGAGAUUCUCUCAACUGAGCAGUUUAAAAAAACACCAACAUAUACACACAGGAGAGAAGCCUUACUUCUGCUCUGACUGUGGGAAGAGUUUCUCGCUAUUGGAUACCUUAAAAGCACAUGCACGUAUACAUACAGGAGAAAAGCCUUACUCUUGCUCUGACUGUGGGAAGAGGUUCUCUCAACGGAGCAACUUAAAAAUACACCAACGUUUACAUACAGGAGAAAAGCCUUAUUCCUGCUCGGACUGUGAAAAGAGUUUCUCCCAAUUGGAUAAGUUAAAUAGUCACCAGCGAAUACAUACAGGGGAGAAGCCUUACUUCUGCUCUGACUGUGGGACUUGUUUCAGCCAAAUUGAUACGUUAAAAUGUCACCAGCGAAUACAUACAGGAGAGAAGCCUUACUCUUGCUCUGACUGUGGGCAGAGUUUCUCUCAACACAGCAGCUUAAAGAAACACCAACGUAUACACACAGGAGAGAAGCCUUACUCCUGCUCUGAAUGUGGGACGAGUUUCUCUCUACAGGACAGCUUGAAAUCACACCAACGUAUACACACAGGAGAGAAGCCUUACUUCUGCUCUGACUGUGGAAAGAAUUUCUCUCGACACAGCAGCUUAAAGAAACACCAGCGUAUACACACAGGAGAGAAGCCUUACCCCUGCUCUGAAUGUGGGAAGAGUUUUACAACAUCAAGUGCUCUGACAGUUCAUCAGAGAGUGCACACAGGAGAGAAACCUUACUCCUGCUCUGACUGUGGGGGAAGUUACUCUCGACUGGGAAACUUAGAAACACACCAUCGUACACAUACAGGAGAGAAGCCUUACUCUUGUUCUGACUGUGGUAAAUGCUUCACAACAUCAAGUGCUCUGACUGUUCAUCAGAAAACACACACAGGAGAGAAGCACACCAACGGAUACACACAAGCCGAGAGUUUUGCAGAUUAAAAUCUUACGUUUUCGGUGGAUUGACAAUGGACCCGUUUUAAAGUAUCCUUUUUUUGGUAACAGUUCUCUCAUACCAGCUGUGGUUAAAGUCCCUCCAUCACUUAAUUCUCAUUAAAGAAGUGGUAAGUGAAUUGGAUCAAAUGAAGAAAGUGUAGAACACUAUUGUAAUCCUAUUGUUUCUCACUGUGAGAGAACUGUGCAGAGGAAAAGGAGCAUUACAGAAUGUUAGCCUCUCUUUACUGAUCAGUGUGCAUCUUGUCAGUUUUGGUGUUUUGUUAGCGUCUACUGCAAAGAUAUUGAGAUGACCUUGGAUUGGCCCUUAGUGUUGAAUAUCCUCUUAGGUUUCUCUUGUUGAAACAAUGGAGUCUGAUGGUUGACUGGAUAGUACUGCUUCCCUCUGUAGUUUUCUGUUGGAAUGAGCAAGUACACACAGCAUGUAUGAGAUAGAGAUGGUAUGAUGAUCAGUUUUCAGCAUAUAUAUAUAUAUAUAUAUGAGGAGCACAGUUAGCUCUGGAUAACAUGACAACAGCCUAACCAGCUAGGGCGAGUAAAAUGGUCAGUUGGGUGUCCUCUCAUUUGUGACUGGAUGUAGCUAGCAAGCAAGACAAUUUUAGCCAGUUAGCUGUGGACGAUGCUGAAUGGGCAAAGAGCUCUCCAGUAGGUACCAAAACAUUCAAAGGCCAUUUUCUCAGAAGUGAGGUUACAAGUAUCAAGUUAAUGGCCGAGCUGGUCGCCCGGCCAAACUGAGAUAUUGGGGGAGAAGGACCUUUGUCAGGGAGGUGACCAAGAACCCAAUGGUCACUCUGACAAAGCUCCAGAGUUCCUCUGUGGAGAUGGGAGAACCUUCCAGAAGGACAACCAUCUCUACAGCACUUUGCCAAUCAGCACAUGACUUCCCGCUUGGAGUUUGCCAAAAGGCACCUAAAGGACUCUGACCAUGACAAACAAGAUUCUCUGGUCUGAAUAAACCAAGAUUGAAUUCUUUGGCCUGAAUGCCAAGCUUCACAUCUGGAGGAAACCUGGCACCAGCCCUACGGUGAAGUGUGGUGGAAGCAGCAUCGUGCUGUGAGGAUGUUUUUCAACCGCAGAGACUGGGAGACUAGUCAGGAUCGAGGGAAAGAUGAAAAGUACAGAGAUCCUUGAUGAAAACCUGCUUCAGAACGCUCAGGACCUCCGUCUGGGG
Molecule: messenger RNA, 2889 nt
Organism: Oncorhynchus tshawytscha (Chinook salmon)
Lineage: Eukaryota; Metazoa; Chordata; Actinopteri; Salmoniformes; Salmonidae
Product: zinc finger protein OZF
Exons: 3
Coding region: 246-1706 (486 amino acids)
Biological process (GO): regulation of transcription by RNA polymerase II; central nervous system development
Cellular component (GO): nucleus
Molecular function (GO): RNA polymerase II cis-regulatory region sequence-specific DNA binding; DNA-binding transcription factor activity, RNA polymerase II-specific
Source: RefSeq, a predicted model, not a curated record